Messenger RNA from Didymodactylos carnosus, 1042 nucleotides. NCBI's taxonomy places the organism in Eukaryota, Metazoa, Rotifera, Eurotatoria, Philodinida, Philodinidae. The record is from the annotation of a GenBank genome assembly.
AGCCAUUUCCUGUCACUGAAAUUCAACAAGCAUAUCUACUCGGUCGUAGUGGCUAUAUAGAACUCGGCCAAGUGUCUGUUUACAGCUAUAGUGAAUAUGAUUGUCAAUUGUUAGACAUUUCACGUUUUGAACAGACAUUUAAUUUUUUAAUCAAACGUCAUGAAGCAUUGCGAAUUAUUUUUCCUAAUGAUACACAACAACAGAUUUUAGAACAAGUGCCUUAUUACACAAUCAAGAUUGAAAAGUUAAACGACCAGCCUAAAACGACAAUAACGAACCUAUUAGAAUUUAAAAGAACAUUGUUAUCUCAUCAAGUUUUACCGCCUGCACAAUGGCCAUUGUUUGAUAUUCAGAUUACUCAAUGGGAUUCACAAUUACGACUACACAUUGGAAUCGAUGCUCUUAUUUUGGAUUUGUGGAGUUUUAAUAUUUUGUGGCGUGAAUUAGCACAAGUCUAUUACCAACAUGACCCAUGUUUAUCUUUCUUGAAUCUUUCUUUCCGUGAUUAUAUUCUUUCUGAACGUUAUAUACGCGAAAUGCCAGUGUACUUAGAAGAUGCAAAUUACUGGAAUGCUCGCGCAUCUCAGUUUCCGUUGGGUCCUACAUUACCGUUGCAGUGUUCACCGCAUGAACUGAAAGCACACCGAUUUCUUCGACUCAGACAAAAUUUAGAUCAUAAAUUAUGGCAACAAUUGCGACAAUUUGUUCAUGAUUAUCAAUUAUCUCCCACAGGUUUAUUGGCAACUGUUUAUGCUGAAGUGCUAGCUCAAUGGAGUGAAAACAGACAUUUUGCAAUUAAUUUAACAUUGUUUAAUCGACUGGCAAUACAUCCACAAAUCAAUGAAAUUAUGGGAGAUUUUACUUCAUUAAUUCCUUUAGAAGUGGAUUUGAGGGAAUCAAUGAGCUUUCAUCAGCGUGCUCAUCACAUACAAACACAAUUAUGGCGAGAUCUAGAACAUGCAUCUUAUAGUGGUGUUACCUUCCUACGUGAAUUAAUGCGAUAUCAUAAAACUCGACAACUGAUUUUACCGGUGGUGUUUAC